Messenger RNA from Triticum aestivum (bread wheat), 1622 nucleotides. RefSeq names its product cytochrome c1-2, heme protein, mitochondrial. The transcript has 8 exons. Gene Ontology annotation, molecular function: electron transfer activity; heme binding. The coding region runs from base 307 to 1272 and encodes 321 amino acids. Gene Ontology annotation, cellular component: respiratory chain complex III. Gene Ontology annotation, biological process: mitochondrial electron transport, ubiquinol to cytochrome c. The record is from RefSeq and is a predicted model, not a curated record. NCBI's taxonomy places the organism in Eukaryota, Viridiplantae, Streptophyta, Magnoliopsida, Poales, Poaceae.
ACGGCCAUCCGAGCGCCACAAAGCCCAGCUCCCCACCACACCACUCUCCCUCCUCCGCCCCCGAUCGUGCAGACAGCAGACGUGCAGCCCGGCCGCUCGCGCUCCCCUCUGGUCUCGCCGCCCUUCUCCACCGUCUCGUAGCGCAGCGCAGCGCAGACCCUGCUACUUCUGCAAAUCAUUAUCCAUCAAUUGGAAUUCAGGCCGAGAGUUGCCAUACUUUAGCUUCCAAUCAGUGCUGUACCUUCAAGUUUGGGAUCCUUUUGCAACAAGUUAAUGAUUACUGUGCUACAAGACCGAAACUCCUAAAUGUUAAUCGACCUGUUUUGGAUAUCUGAUGCAACGUGGCAGAUGGCUGCUGGGAGGGGCAUCAGCCAGCUUCUGAAGAAAGCAUUUCGCCAGCACUCAUAUGAUUCAUCUCUUCUUUCUUCAUUCCGGAUAAAUCAUCCAGAAGGAGCCUCUGGCUUCACUGGACUGAAAGCAUUGGCUAUUCUUGGAGUUGGUGCUUCUGGCCUUUUAAGCUUUGGUACAAUAGCGUCAGCUGAUGAAGCAGAGCAUGGGCUAGAAUCUCCGAGCUAUCCCUGGCCACAUGAAGGCAUCCUUAGUUCUUAUGAUCACGCAUCAAUAAGGCGUGGACACCAAGUUUAUCAGCAAGUGUGUGCCUCCUGUCACUCGAUGUCCCUGAUCUCGUACCGAGACCUGGUUGGUGUUGCCUACACAGAGGAGGAAACAAAAGCAAUGACCGCUGAGAUUGAGGUGGUUGAUGGGCCAAAUGAUGAAGGCGAAAUGUUCACACGCCCGGGUAAGCUGAGCGACCGUCUGCCGCAACCAUAUGCGAAUGAGCAAGCGGCUCGAUUUUCAAAUGGUGGAGCAUACCCCCCAGACCUCAGCUUGAUUACAAAGGCCAGGCACAAUGGUCAGAACUACGUUUUUUCUCUUCUUACUGGUUACCGUGAUCCACCUGCUGGCGUCUCGAUUCGUGAAGGCUUGCAUUACAAUCCCUACUUUCCUGGUGGCGCCAUAGCCAUGCCCAAGAUGCUUAGUGAUGGAGCUGUCGAGUAUGAAGACGGUACUCCUGCAACGGAAGCUCAGAUGGGUAAAGAUGUUGUCUCAUUCUUGUCAUGGGCAGCUGAGCCUGAGAUGGAAGAGAGAAAGCUGAUGGGAGUCAAAUGGAUCUUCCUACUCUCGCUCGCGCUUAUGCAAGCUGCUUAUUACCGGCGCAUGAAGUGGUCGGUCUACAAGUCCCGCAAGCUGGUCCUUGAUGUGGUCAAUUGAGGACCAACGCUUAGUUUUCUCCAAACAUUUCUUGGGUGAUUAGAAAUAUUUGAAAUAAGGAGUACACGAUGUACGUUUUCACACGGGCAUGGUUGACAUGCAUGCCUAUAAUGCAUUAUUCUUGUCUACAAUUACUCUCAUCUUUUUGGGGGACACGGUUUUCAAAAUUUGACAUGUCAACAGUGCCAACAAUCAUCUAGCAGAAAAAUAAGACAGAGAUUGUAAAUAUAUUUGUGCUUUGUUGAUCAAAUUUACUUUUACUUUGUUUUUUAAGUCCUGUAAUCCACAGUCCACACACAGACUGCAGUUUCAGGAUUUGGGGAAUAUAUGUAACCCUUCUGGAUUUCUGA